GGGUAUUCUGGUGGGGACUUGCCUGUGUGGCUCAGACAAGAAAGAUGUGUUAAUGUUUCACAAGCGUGUGUGUCCCUAGAUACAACGCAAUAUUGGCUCUGUGGAAAUUUUACAAGGAUGCUGUGUGGGUUACUGGAUCGCUGCACAUUCCCAUCAUCAUCAUCAUCAUCAUCAUCAUCACUAGAACCAGUGGCCUGUGACAGUGAAAAUAUCUGACUCUCUCAAGCAGAGCAAGUUCCUCCUCAUAUUUUAUUAAGACUUAGUCACAUGAUUUAGCGCUUCUCCACGUAAUUCAGAAUAAAAACGUUUCUUGUGACGUCAUUAAUCAACUGCAAUAAUUUAUUUUCUUUGGCGCGCUGACUCAGUACAUGCCCGUCCCUCUUCCUGACUGUGCUAUAAAACAAGGUCUGAGUGGGGAUGGUAGACAGAGCGGAAAAGUCUGGAUCUCGACCAAAACUUUGCACAAUGGAGCUUUGCGCAUUUGCUCUGUUUACAAUAAUUUCCUCGUUUUACGGCGUUUUGGCGCUGCCACCUAAAGGCGUGUGCCUUCUUCAAGUGGAUGAGGGACCUUGCAGAGGUAAUAUUCAGCGGUAUUACUACAACACUAUCACCCAGAGGUGCGAGGAUUUCGAAUAUGGAGGCUGCCAAGGGAAUGCCAAUAACUUCAAGAGUUAUCAGGAGUGCCACAAGACAUGCUACAAAAUUCCCAAGGUUCCCCCAAUCUGCAGAUUUCCUAAAGAAGAGGGACCCUGCCGGGCUCUCGUCUCCCGCUACUUCUUCAACAUGACCACCAUGCAGUGUGAGCCAUUUAAUUACGGUGGCUGCUACGGGAAUUCCAACCGCUUCCUUAAUCUAGCCUCUUGCAUGGAGUACUGCAGUCCAAAAAAAGCAAUCCCCGUGCUCUGCCGGGAGCCUCUGGACAAAGGGAAGUGCUCAGCCACCAUACCUCGCUAUUACUAUAACACAGCCACCAAGACGUGUGAGGAGUUUGUCUACUCAGGCUGCGGUGGGAGCAACAACAACUUUGUCUCGCAGCAAGCCUGCAUGGACGUGUGCGCAAAAGGAUGGAAAAAGCAUCCAGGCCAAGGAAAAAUUCUGCGAAUGAGAAAAAAUAGAAAACUCGUCACUUCCUUGCAGGCGUAAAUGUUUGACACUUGUACUAAGGAAUUCUCUCUUGGAGAAUUUCCACAUGGAAGCUAAUGUGUGUUUGUUUAUGCUGAAAUAUCGACCAGGCUGCCUAUGCCCUUGUGUGACAUAUUUUGACCACAUUUGUAAUGUCAUUAGAGCAUUUUUCUGAAUUUUUUAUUGACUGUAUGCUGUCAGUAAAGUUCAAGAGGAUGGAUUGCUGCUGAUGAUGCUGUUGAUUCAUGUCCAACAUUCCUGAUUAUGUAUUUUAAUACCGUAUGAAUGUAAUGUAUGCUUUUCUUUUGUUCAGUUACAUUUUUUUACAUGAAAAAUCCUGAAUUUGUUCAGGAAUUCUGCCUUUUCUGUAUUUUGAUAACACUGUGUUAAGCAAAUUACUG
Pelmatolapia mariae (spotted tilapia) is the source of this 1523-nucleotide messenger RNA. It is a transcript of the gene tfpi2, whose product is annotated as tissue factor pathway inhibitor 2. The transcript is spliced from 5 exons. Gene Ontology annotation, molecular function: serine-type endopeptidase inhibitor activity. Bases 418 to 1143 code for a protein of 241 amino acids. Gene Ontology annotation, cellular component: extracellular region. Gene Ontology annotation, biological process: negative regulation of peptidase activity. Lineage: Eukaryota; Metazoa; Chordata; Actinopteri; Cichliformes; Cichlidae. The record is from RefSeq and is a predicted model, not a curated record.